Messenger RNA from Gastrolobium bilobum, 840 nucleotides. RefSeq names its product short-chain dehydrogenase PC-15-like. The record is from RefSeq and is a predicted model, not a curated record. Gene Ontology annotation, molecular function: oxidoreductase activity. The coding region runs from base 1 to 840 and encodes 279 amino acids. Lineage: Eukaryota; Viridiplantae; Streptophyta; Magnoliopsida; Fabales; Fabaceae. Gene Ontology annotation, cellular component: endoplasmic reticulum. The transcript has a single exon.
AUGAGUGACAGCAAAAUUGUUCUAGUGACUGGCUGUGCUAAAGGUGGCAUUGGCUAUGAGUAUUGCAAGGCAUUUGCAGAGAAAAAUUGCCACGUGUUUGCCUCUGACAUCUCAACGCGGAUGCAAGAGAUGUCAGACUCGGAGUCAGAUAACAUAGAGACACUUGAGCUUGAUGUGUCUUGUGAUCAAAGUGUAGCUUCAGCUGUUGACACUGUUAUAUCAAAAUAUGGUCGCAUAGAUAUUCUGAUUAAUAAUGCUGGAAUAGGUAGCACGGGGCCUUUGGCUGAGUUACCACUUGAUACAAUUAGGAAGGCUUGGGAAAUUAACACACUUGGGCAACUAAGAAUGGUUCAGCACGUGGUGCCUCACAUGGCUAUGCAAAAAAGUGGGAGCAUAGUUAAUGUUGGAAGCGUGGUAGGCAUAGUGUCAACACCAUGGGCAGGGUCUUAUUGUGCUAGCAAAGCUGCUGUGCAAGCUAUGUCAAACAGUUUGCGCCUAGAACUUAGGCCAUUUGGGAUUAAUGUAGUUCUAGUUUUGCCAGGGUCUGUGAGAUCAAAUUUGGGGAGGGCUAAUUUGGAGAAAUUAGGUAAUUAUGAGUGGAAGCUUUAUAAGGACUUUAAAGACGUCAUUGCGGAGCGAGCUAGAGCUUCUCAGGGUGAUAAAGCAAUGGAUGGUAGAGUUUUUGCUAGACAUGUUGUCAACAAAGUUUUAGGCCCUAAACCACCGAAGCAAAUUGUGUUUGGUCACAUGACUGGUUUGUUUGCCUUGCUCUCUUGGUCUCCCCUGUGGGCGAGAGAUCUGUUUUUCUCUACCCGUUUUGGCCUUACCAAAAAGGUUUAA